This is a messenger RNA of Labeo rohita (rohu), 2608 nucleotides long. It is a transcript of the gene parp12a, whose product is annotated as poly (ADP-ribose) polymerase family, member 12a. Gene Ontology annotation, molecular function: metal ion binding; NAD+ poly-ADP-ribosyltransferase activity. The coding region runs from base 97 to 2085 and encodes 662 amino acids. Lineage: Eukaryota; Metazoa; Chordata; Actinopteri; Cypriniformes; Cyprinidae. The record is from RefSeq and is a predicted model, not a curated record. The transcript has 12 exons.
CCAUCAGUUUCGCUUUCGUUUCCGUUUAAAUGUUCUAAAUCUUCGGCCGAAGCUAAGAAGUGGUGAAAACCACUGUUGUUGACGGCAUCUGCGAAAAUGAAUAUCGUCUCCAGACACAUAUUUUACUUUCUCUGCAAAAACGACGGCUGUUCGGACUACGGUAAAGUCGAGAAGGAUUUACGGCAGAGUUUUACGGUGGCGGAUCAGGUUUUGUCUCAGGUGCUCGAUGAUCACCAGAGGUUUGUUAUAGUUCGGGAUGAAGACUCGAAUCCCAAAAGCCCCAUACCAGAUGCUGACAGCCUGAUCUUAGCCAAAACCUCACUGCGACUGUGUAAACAUGACAGAUGUCCCGGGUGUGAGGACCUGCACAUAUGCAGGUACUUUGUGUGUGGAAAUUGCAGGUUUGGGGCAAAAUGCAAAAACUCCCAUGACCAACGUUCAGCAUAUAAUUAUGACCUCCUGAUGAAACAUGAUCUUCAUGGCCUUGCGUGUGGAGAGUUGUUUCAACUCCUGCUUCAAAACGACCCCUCGUUACUCCCGGAGGUGUGCGCCCACUACAACAAGGGAAAUGGCGAAUAUGGCAGUUGCAAAUAUAAGACAACCUGUACCAACCUCCACCUCUGCCUGCACUUCCUUCAGGAGGACUGUAAGUUUGGAGCAGCUUGCAAAAGGGCCCACAGCUUUGAUGCAAAUGCUCAGAAGAUCCUGAAUGCCCGAGGGCUCAGUCCGGAAAACAUGCGCAAACUCCUCAGGCUUUACAAGAACAAGUUACUGAUUGCUUCUUCAGCUUUCAAGAAGCGUGAGACAGUAACCCUUCCAGCAGUGAAAGGACGCACCAGACACAAAUCCGGUAGUUCUGUCAGUGAAGCGGAUCACAAUGAAAUCUGUCUCUUUUUUAUACGCACUGGAUGUAGUUUCAAAGACAAGUGUGCCCGUUUUCACCACCAUCUACCCUAUAAAUGGCAGAUAUUACAGAAGGACGGGGUUACGUGGGGUGACUUGCCGAAUGAAGAAGAGAUUGAGAAGGCGUACUGCAGCCCAGCUAAUGUUUUGUGUAUUACAGAGAGCAGCACAGGGCAUCAGGUAGUGGACUUUAUGUCCAUGACUUGUGGAGUGUCAGACGUGCGUCGGCUGUCCACAGCAUCAUCUGUUACUAAACCUCCUCACUUCAUUCUGACCACCGAAUGGAUCUGGUACUGGAGGAAUGACAAGGGAGGUUGGACGGAGUAUGGCAAAGGGGAAGAUCCUAAACUUGUGGCGUCAGUCACUUCAGAAGAUCUCGAGAAACACUACCUGGCUGACAGUGAAAAGGAAAUUUCAUUCACUUCACAGAAUCAUCAAUACAUCCUUAAAUUUAAAGAGAUGUGCCAGCAAAAUCCGAAGUUUAAAACUGAAAGAGACAUUAGAAGGAGACCACGUUUUAUUUCUGCGCAAGAUGUCAAGAGCAAAAUCAAGGGAAGUGAGUCCCCAGACAGCUCAGCGUCUUCUUCUGUGGAAGUUCCACCUUACUGGGACAAAGGAGCUCUUGAUAACUUCACUUACAAGAUGGUUCCCCUGCAAAGCUCUUCCAAGGAAUACCAAAGGGUGGCUGCAAUGUUUCAUAGAACUCUGCCCAAAAGCAUCAUUCUCAGCAUUGAAAGAGUGCAAAAUCUUUCUCUCUGGAAGGUCUUUCAGUGGCAAAAAGAACAGAUGAAUGUGAGAAAUGGAGGGAGUGCAGUUGACCAGCGUUACCUUUUUCAUGGUACGGAUGAGUCUCUCAUAGCAGCCAUUUGUGAGCAAAACUUUGACUGGAGGAUCUGUGGAAGUCACGGGACACUUUAUGGGAAAGGCAGCUAUUUUGCCAGAGAUGCUUCAUACUCUGACAGAUAUGCAAAAACCGGGAACGGCAGGACCAAGAAGAUGUUUGUGGCACUGGUGUUGGUGGGAAGCUUCACAAAGGGUAACAAUCUUUUAGCUCGUCCUCCACAAAAACCCAACAGCAAAAGCUUUUAUGACAGCUGUGUUGAUAACGAGGCUAACCCGGCCAUUUUUGUUGUGUUUGAGAAAUUCCAGAUCUAUCCUGAGUACAUCAUUGAAUACUCCUAAUUUGUAUAGUAUUGAAAUACUUGAGUAUAUUUCAAAGGUCUCCUUGUCUAAUUAUAUCUUUAGAGUCCAGUUACACAGAUGUUUUUAUGUUAACGUCACUGAACAUAAUAUCUACAACUCAGCAUUUCGUAAUGGAUAAGUGUUUUAUCAUAACUAAUUUUAAUAGUAAGUCCUCUGUGGCACAAUCCACUGUAGUAAAAAUGAAAAACUGGUAAAUACAAAAUGUUACGUAGAGGUCUUUAUGUAUAAGGUGCAAUGAUUGCAUGUGCUUGUUGGCUAGGGCCCUAAAAAAAAGUAAAAAAAACCCCCCAAAAAAACCAGUAUUGUUUAAAUAAUACCUAAUCAAUGGUAUAGCCUAAAGCUCUUCACUAACUAUCAAUCAAUAUAUAAUUCAAUUUUAUUGCAGUAGAUUUUGAAGCACAUGAAAAGGAUUUAGUUGUCAAUUUCGAUUUUUAUGUCAUUCAUGUUUAAUGUAUUUUAAUGUUAAAUGAUGUGGAUGGAAUUAAAAACACUCAUACUGUUA